UUCUAAAAUCAGGGUCAUCACUUCUAAUGGCUGCUCCUGUUCUUGCUAAUGAUUCUGAUGCGGUACGAAAAGAAUAUAACAUAGUUCACAACCAAGAUACAAAGUGCAUAACAAUAAGUCACAUUUAUAAGCAAACACUGCUAUCUAGAUUCAACUUCAUGAAAGGUUAUAAAAUCAUAACAGUUGAGAAAAAACAUUCUAUGAGAAAAUCCAAAGAUGCAUAUUUGCUUAGUAGGGAUGAAAUUAGAAGUUAUCGUCGCAAUUAUCAAUUUUUACACAUUGGGUUGGUACAAUUUUCUAUAUCUUGCAGGUUGCCAAAUAGCAGGGAAUCAUUCCCUUUGUCGGUAUGUUUGAGAGAUUCUCAGUACCCUAACUUUCAAGACUCUAUCUUUGUUAGUAUUGAUUCAGAUCUGUGUGUGAGUAAGGGUAACAUGAACUUUAAUUGGUUCCCAAAUUUUUCAUCCUCUUUGUCUGUUCUAGUAAAUUCAAAUAAUGGUUUGGUGGUUACUAUAGAUCCCCAAGAUGAUUCUGAAUAUUUAGAUAUUAAUUACAGGGUAUAUUUUAAAUUAAUGAAGACAUCUCUGAAACCUGAUUAUCUAUUUGAUAAUCCUGUAUUAGAGGUAAACACUGAGAAAGUAAAUGUUAUUGUCCCAAAAAUUAGUGAUCAAAGUUAAGUCCAAUCGAUGGAAUACAGAGUGUUUGAAGAUUCUUAUCAACAGAUCCACAGAAUGGGUUGAAUCAACUAAAAGUAUUUUGCUUGUUCGGUCUUUUCUUUUUUACUUUUUAAUCUAAUGUACUACUAGUAUUAUGUAUUAUGUAUUGUGAUCAAUAUGUAAUAUGCCUAGAAAUUAUGGUUUGGACUCUAUAUAAAUUAAUGGGAUUGCAUUUGGAUUAA
Molecule: messenger RNA, 895 nt
Organism: Trifolium pratense (red clover)
Lineage: Eukaryota; Viridiplantae; Streptophyta; Magnoliopsida; Fabales; Fabaceae
Exons: 2
Coding region: 27-674 (215 amino acids)
Source: RefSeq, a predicted model, not a curated record